CAACUUCGGUAGCAUCGUGUAUGUGAAUAAUUUAUAGUUGGUCUAGUAGUGAAUAAUCAACAAAGCAGAUCGCCUCCCAUAGGCUGUUGGAAACUUUUAUCAGCAUUAGUGGGUCGGAAGUAGAAGUUUGUAUCAGAAUCAGAACAAAUCCUGAAUGACACACUUUCGUUAUCAAUUUUGGUAAACAACAGAUGAUUGACUAUCAUCAUAAUAGUAGCGGUUCUACGACUGGAUGGUGUGUAUAUCAGAGCCAACAAUGACCUUCUUAUAAAUAUAAAAGUAAAUGCAAAAUCAGUCCUCGUCGUCAGUUCAGCAGUGAACUUGCUUAUUCUACAUCAAUUUUAUGUAUUGUGUUCCGUGUUCGUGCUCAGUGUUGUGUGCAGUCAUCAUUUGGAAGUGCACUCAGAUAUUCGCAUCAAAAUACAAGUUGAUGAUCAUAUCAGUAAAAUCGAUCAAUAUCUAGGCACUUAACAGCCAAUAGCUAUCAGAUAUAACGGUUUAGAGUGAUAUUUGAAUCCUUAAGUGAUUUGUGAUAUUAUAGAAGAAUAAUGGCCUCUGAGCGUAGAUUAACCCAAUUCCGAAACUGUCGCUUAUUGAGAAAUCAUCAAUUGGUGCGAGAUGAUCUGUGGGUUCGUGAUGGUAAAAUAAUUGAUCCCGAGAAGGUGUUUUUCGACGAAAAACGACAGGCUCAUGUUCAGAUUGAUUGUAAAGGAGCAAUCUUGGCGCCAGGAUUCAUAGACUUACAAAUCAAUGGAGGAUAUGGAGUUGAUUUUUCCUAUGACAUUGCAACCGUCGAGCAGGGAAUUGCCAAAGUAUCCAAAGGUCUUCUUACGCAUGGGGUCACUUCCUAUUGUCCAACAUUGGUCACAUCUCCACCUGAGACGUAUCACACGGUGCUGCCAAAGAUAUCCAAAAAAACAGGUGGUCACCACGGUGCCACUAUCUUGGGAUGUCACGUAGAAGGCCCAUUUAUAAACAGUAGCAAAAAGGGAGCUCAUCCACAAGAAUGCAUCAAGGAAUUCGAUCAGGGCUUCCAAACGCUACUAGACGUGUAUGGAUCACUUGACAACGUGUGCAUCGUUACUCUUGCUCCGGAGAAGGAAGAUGCAUCGGAAGUGAUUCGUGAGCUUAGCAAUCGUGGUAUCACUGUAUCAGUCGGCCACUCGAUGGCUAACCUUCAUGAUGGUGAAGUCGCAGUGCAGCAUGGUGCAAAGCUUAUAACGCAUCUGUUCAACGCUAUGCUACCGUUCCAUCAUCGCGAUCCUGGAUUGGUAGGUUUGCUGACUACGGACAAUAUCCCAGCAGAUAACCUGGUCUACUUUGGCAUUAUCUCUGACGGAGUGCACACUCAUCCUGCUGCGCUCAGAAUUGCUUACAAGACUCAUCCCGAUGGACUCAUUUUGGUUACGGAUGCCAUUUCGGCCAUGGGCUUAACUGAGGGUAGACAUAGAAUCGGACAGAUGGAUAUUGAGGUGCGCCGUGGUCGAGCUUAUGUCGCUAAUACUGAUACUCUAUGCGGAAGCAUCGCACCGAUGGAUGAAUGCAUACAGUUUUUCAAAAAAGCUUCAAACUGCUCAAUUGAAUACGCUUUAGAGGCUGCAUCAUUACAUCCUGCCAAAUGUUUAGGCAUUGAAGACCAGAAGGGCACGCUUAAAUAUGGAGCUGAUGCAGAUUUCGUUAUUUUGGAUGAUUCAUUGAAUGUACUGUCCACAUGGAUUGCCGGAGAUUGCGUUUAUGAGAACGAGUCUUUGUUAUCCCCAAAACUUGAUGCUACUUAUAGAACGAAUAACAUCGUAUAAAAUUAUUAGAAUGUUAGGUUGUUGUAGACCAAUGACAAUUUGCCGUAUAAUCUAAGUCAACCAUUCCGAAGUUAAUAUUAUUAGCGCAACAAAAAAAAACAAUUUCAGUUGAAAUAAAUUUGAAUCGUUUUUACAAAAUCCCA
Aedes aegypti (yellow fever mosquito) is the source of this 1942-nucleotide messenger RNA. RefSeq names its product N-acetylglucosamine-6-phosphate deacetylase. The transcript has 6 exons. Lineage: Eukaryota; Metazoa; Arthropoda; Insecta; Diptera; Culicidae. Gene Ontology annotation, molecular function: N-acetylglucosamine-6-phosphate deacetylase activity. Gene Ontology annotation, biological process: N-acetylglucosamine catabolic process. The coding region runs from base 549 to 1799 and encodes 416 amino acids. The record is from RefSeq and is a predicted model, not a curated record.